GACCAGCUCCUUCAAAGAAAUCGGAACGGCCCACCAUAUAAGAUCAUUGACAUUUCGUGUAGAGUAAUCGUCCCCACGUCCUCGAUCUUCAACCAUGGCCGCUAUUCAACCAUUUGUUCUGCGCUGGGGAAUCAUUUCCACUGGCGGGAUUGCUAGUGCCUUUGUGAAGGAUCUCUUGGUAGACCCCAAAACCCGUGCUGUUCAUGAUGUAGUUCACAAAGUCACCGCUGUAGGCUCGCGCAGCGUUGAAAAAGCACAGAGCUUCAUUGGAGAAAAUGCUGGUGGUGAUAAAUCCAUUAAAGCAUACGGUACUUAUGGCGAAGUUUAUGCUGAUAAGAACGUCGAUGCCAUUUACAUUGGGACACCACACACGUAUCACUAUAUCAACGCUUUGGACUCCCUCAAAGCGAAGAAGCAUGUACUGUGCGAGAAACCGGUGACUUCAAAUGCAGCUGAGCUACGUUCACUAUUGGCAACAGCUAAGGAGCAAGGUGUUUUCUUCAUGGAAGCACUGUGGACACGAUUCCAGCCUCUGGCUUUGGAGGUCAAAAGAAUUGCAGAGGAAGGUAGUCUUGGACAACCUGUCGUGCUUCAUGCAGAUUUGUCUGGUGACUUUGACAUAUACAAUAUCCCGAAGACCCACAGAAUUUUGGAUCCCGACUUAGGUGGAGGUGCAUUGUUAGAUCUUGGACCAUAUCCAUUUAUUUGGGCGGUUUUGGCACUCUACGAACAUCCCUCUAACAAACUAGCCAAGCCUUCCAACACUAUAGCAUCCAUGGUUAAGACGCCUUUGACGGGUGUCGAUCGCAGCACUGCUUUCACACUUACCUUCUCACCCUCAUCGCCGUCUGCUUCAAACACCCUCGCUGCCCAGGCUAUUCUCAGUUGCAACAUCAAUGUUGCCGCCUACCCAACCGGUGUUGUAAUUCGCUAUGAGCGGGGCAACAUCUCUAUCGCCGCACCGAUAUAUUGCCCCAAGUCAUUCACCGUCCAAUACUACGAGCCAGGAAAGUCUAGCACAAUCGCCCGGGAGGAGACUAAGCACUUUGAUUAUGUUGGGCGCGGUAUGCACUUCCAGGCCGACGAGGUCGCGAGAUGUGUGAGGGAUGGAAAGAGUGAGAGCGAACUGUGGGGGCAUGAUAAAAGUUUACUGGAAAUGGAUGUCUUCGAUGAGGUACGCCGUCAAGGAGGAUACAAGUUCCCGCCAGGAGUUGAAAAGGUCGUAUAAGUUAGAAGGAGAAUGUAUUUUCUUCCCGCUGGAUGUCUACAUACUCGUCUUCAAUACUCUGAGAAUUGAAACUGUUUUCUUUCUUUUUCCGCUUUCCUGCGUGUCUGUUGUCUGUAGUUAUUGUUUGCUCUAUCACUUCUGUGAAAACACAACCCAAAAGCUGAAAACAAAAACAUACUAGCUGAACCUCGUUCUACCUUAGCUGGUAAAAGCAUUCAUGUGCUUGUCACGACAGUACUAUAAUACAAUUUGUUGCAAUGACUCCUCGUCUUAUUCAAUGAAUCAAUAGCUGAGACACUACUUCUGCCCUCGACAAUACACCAGAUACUAACCAGAAGCACGCGAAACGGCAAAUUUGAGUACAUCAUAUUUGACACUGCAUUCGUGUACUAGACACCUUAGCGCAUUCUUUCGCAAUUUAAUAUCACCUGGGUAACGAAUUUUGACAUGUCAGACUGUUGGAAAAGCUUCAGUUUUGUGUCCUUCUCCAGUAUUUGCAGAAUUUCUUCAAGCUUCUUGAUGUUGUUUUCAGGGGCUCGGGGUCGACCAUCUGCAACCAUGAUGUCCAAAAAUCCCCGUAGAUCUCGAAUCUCCACCGGCGGGGAAGUAAACAUUUUUUCUACUUCCUCGUGUUCCUUAUGUUCCUUAUGCUCCUCGUGUUCCUCCUGCUCCUCAUAUUCCUCCUGCUCCUCGUGUUCCUCCUGCUCCUUAUGUCCAUCCUGAGUUUCUGAUUCGAAGCGUAGGAAUCCAUAACGGCGAUGAUCGUAGUCGAAGUGCAAUCCAAAAACCCAACCCAACCCUAAAAGCCCUCGCACAGAAAACUGAGGGAUACAAGAUACGGUACGUUCGCUCCAUUUUUGACCCGGGACCCGGGGUACAGCCGAAAACACUGAAAGAGGAACAAAAGAGCUAUCCAGAAAGCGUUCACCUAUUAGAUAGUAGGGGUCGUUAUAGAAGCACGGCAGCCAAUCUGUGAGUGUUUGGACAACGGAGGUCGGUGUAAAGAUUGGUAAUGCGCCAGUCCGGACACACCCUUGAGAGCUGCGUGCGAUGAAAGAGAACGAAAUUGGGUAUUGUGCAUUUUCGCCUGUAUCGAUAAGACGCUGGAAUAAUAGGGGGUGAAUGAGCGCCUCAAGAUGGUAAAAUAGCUUUGGAUCAUGCUCUAGCAGUUCGAAGAUAUCCGCGGCACCAAUAGAAGGGCAGCCCAAUACAACCAGACGUUUAAUACCGGGAAAAGCUAUAAGAAUGCUACGGAUGGUAGCGACAGUGAUGUGGGGAUUGUAGGACAAGUCAAGGGUUGUAAGCGUUUGAGCAAAAGGGGCUAAGAGUUGAAUGACUUGUUCAGGCGAUAGAGCGAAGUCUUGGAGGUCUAUGCAGCCGGGAGAUGAUUCCAUCUCAUGUGCAAUAAUUCUUGCCAUCAAGGUAACAGCAGCGUCGGAGAAAGAAGUUUGUUUUUGAAGUAUUGCUCUGACUGCGGCGCAUUUUCCAGGUAGCCAAAGCAUUUCUGCGACAACAGCGGUCUCGCCAGUCUCUAUAGCACUGGAGACAGCAGGUUCUAAUGUCAGCUCGGCCAAGGAUUUUACGAACGGCAGGUCUGGGGAAUUUUUAGCCAACGACACUUCUUCGUCAGUUUUUUUGACCAUGCACUGAUACUCUUCGGGCCAUGCCUCUGCCAAAGUAGCGACAUCAUCAACCACUCUUUCUCCUUCGAGAGACUUAAUGGCAUCUAUGAUAUCUUCAUCAUCAUCAUCGAGAGAACUCGUGCUCGAAUCUUUAGCGGUGGACUUGGGGUAAUAUGCGCGCACAUAGACGGUUGCAGAUAGAGGGCGCCACAUUGGCACGUCCUCAGCUGUUUCAUUGACACCUGGGAAGACGAAGCAAUAGGCAGGAGAGAGCGGAUCUGUAACAUCGAUGAUAGUGAUCCCAUCAUUGUUGU
Molecule: messenger RNA, 3164 nt
Organism: Serpula lacrymans var. lacrymans S7.9
Lineage: Eukaryota; Fungi; Basidiomycota; Agaricomycetes; Boletales; Serpulaceae
Exons: 9
Coding region: 95-1228 (377 amino acids)
Molecular function (GO): nucleotide binding
Source: RefSeq, a predicted model, not a curated record